Messenger RNA from Corythoichthys intestinalis (scribbled pipefish), 3175 nucleotides. RefSeq names its product protein eva-1 homolog C (gene eva1aa). NCBI's taxonomy places the organism in Eukaryota, Metazoa, Chordata, Actinopteri, Syngnathiformes, Syngnathidae. The record is from RefSeq and is a predicted model, not a curated record. Gene Ontology annotation, molecular function: carbohydrate binding.
UUGUAAAACACCAGUUUGGUGUUCUUGUUUGGUUGGAAGUAAAUCCUGCACCCACAUCAGGCCUUUGUGGAAUAUGUUGGAGACUCGAUGUAAAUGAGUGCCAUGCAAGCGACUUACCAACAUAGAAUUCAGGAAUGUUGAGCACACUCCUCCUGCGGAUCAUGUCUUUCCUCUCCAUGUAAAACUUUAGCGGAUUUGUCCUCUGACGGGGAGGAAUGAAUUCUGGGCUCAGGUACCUAACAAAUAGAGCCAACAAAUGCAUGUCAAGGUGUCAGGAAGCUUGCAGAGGAGGGCAAUAGUCCUCCAGGUGGGCCAGCACCUCCACCACCACAGUUCAAAGAAAGCAAGAAAAAAAUGCGUGCAGCUGCACCCUGGAGGAGGAGGAAGAAGCGCCUCCAUCCCGAUCCCACGAGUUUUUGCAGCGUGCUCGGGGGGCAUUGAACGUCUCUUGUGCGCCACUCGGAGCCUACUGGUCCGCGGCUGCUGCUUCUAUUUCCGAUGUGGACUUUCUGAUGCCAAGCGGGACCUGACAUGCACCUUUGAGGCUUCAAGGAUGUUCCACCUCGAUGGGACUCUGUCAGCCGUCACUAAUGCGCUCCUGUUGGGAAUAACUUGUCUGACCGUCGUCUGUGAUUUCUCUAAAGGCAACUCCGACUUCUCAGGUUACUUGUCCAAAGUGUUGAAGAACUACACAGAGCAGGCCUGUGACGGAGAACUCCUGUCCGUUCGCUGCCCGCCACGCACCACAAUCACAGUCCAAUCAGCUUUUUACGGAAGGAAAGGCGCCUCCGACAUCUAUCAGUGCCCUCAGAGCUACCAGGCUCUCCUCGGUUAUUAUGACGCUCUGGGGGAUGAGUACUGUUCUGUCUCCACUGCACUACAGAAAAUGCUGGACGAAUGCCAAGACAGAAGGAGCUGUCAAGUGCUUGUCAACAGCCGCGUGUUUGGGAUUGACCAGUGUCCCGGCAGCAGCAAAUACCUCACAGUGUUGUACAAGUGCAGACCUAAUGAAUAUAAGAGCAAAGUGGUGUGUGAAGAGGACAGGAUGAGGCUGAGCUGCAAACGAGGAAUGCAGAUCGCGGUCUACUCUGCCAUGUAUGGUCGCACCCAACAGGGCACCCUAGAAUGUCCUCUGCAUCACAGGAGAGCUCCAUCAGUGGAUUGCCAGUCAUCCAUUGCCCUUCAGCUUGUGACCUCUCGCUGCCAGGCCAAGAAAAGCUGCGUAGUUCGAGCCUCCUCCAGGGAGUUCGGGGAUCCCUGCUACUCUGGCACCAGAAAGUACCUCAGUGUCAUCUACACUUGUGUCCCAAAGAAGUUGCUCCAAGAUCAAAGCUCCAUACCACCAGCCUACUCCCCACCACCCAGCGCCCAUGACCCCAACAUAGUGGGAGACAGCCCUCCUGAGGGGACCUCGGUUAAACGCCCAAACACUGUUUCAGACCGGAAGCGCAUCAGGGAGACCAGCUCCAACCAGGAGAAAUAUCCAGAGGUCGGAAGAGGGGGAGGCGAGACUCCGAGGCCCCCGGAGAUGAAUCCCAUUAUCAACUCCAAUGCCAGCAUGUCCCUCAUUAGCAACGCACUGGCAGCCUACACAUAUGUUUCAAACCACCCAGAGAGGGCGGCGCUCUUCUUUGUCUGUGGCGUCUGUCUGGGCCUCUUCCUCACCCUCUUCGCACUGGUGGUCCAGAUCUCCUGUCGCACCGACUGUCAACCCCGACGGCAGCCCACCGCCAAGAAACGCGCGCGCCCCGCCGAUUCGUCGUCGGACUCCAGCGACUCCGACUCAGACUGGGACGCCAACUCGGACCUUUCGGCACGACGGCACCGGAGGUUCGAGCGCACACUCAACAUGAAUGUGUUCACGUCGGCGGAAGAGUUAGAGCGAGCGCAGAGGCUUGAGGAGCGGGAACGGAUCAUUAGAGAGAUCUGGAUGAACGGGCAGCCCGACGUCCCUGGAACAAGAAGUCUCAAUCGGUAUUACUGACGACCGUUUCGGAUGAAACAUUUACUUGAACAAGACUUAGGAUGGCUCGCACCUGUCAACCAGCAAGGGGGUACUGCAGACUUGAAAGCCCUCUGAGGUCAGCCUUCUCCUUUGGGUAUCAUAAGUUUUACCCCAUCUGUAGGAGUGUUUUUUUUCCCCCCCUAUGCCUGUCAGCUGGAGCGUACUGACGGAAGCGAGGGGGUGAAAGGCUAAACUGCCUCGUCUGAGACCUCAGAAGGCCUUUUUUUUUUAUGGUUUUUAUCUGCAUUGGACCCAUACAGGCCAGCGGAGACUUCCCGGUGAUUAAAGGAGCGAGGCCUCAGGCAGCUGCAACACUUGGAACUUUAGCCAACAUUCAAGCCCAAGAAGUGUACAGCACAAUCUUUUUUUCUCCACAGAGGAAGCUGUCUUUCAUAAAACCAAAAGAUAUUUCCUUUUGCCCCUUCAACGCUUAUGAAAUCUAUUUUAUAAUAUUUAAUAGUUUAUUGAUGUUUGUGUAUUUUUGUUCUCAUGUAUGGUUUAUUGUGAGAUAUUUUUAUACUUGGCAAAGGUUGUCCGGCGCCUCAGGGAUACAAUCCUACAGUGUCUGUUUGGUUUUGCCUUCCAAGAGGGGGGGCAUCCGCCCUUUUUUAAAUCAUGUACAAUGGCAUUUAAAGAGAAAAUAUAUCAUACAGAGAUCCUCAAAGAGGUUUUUAGUGAUUUAGCCUUAUUUUUGAUACAGUAUGUGGAACUCACAGUGCAGUGCCUUUUUCAAGCUACGAUGCCUCUUACAGACCUGAUCGCUAGAAAGACCAAAUAAGUGAGUGUGUUUUCUGAUAGUUGAGCAAAAGUGAAACCAUAAGUUCAAUCAGACCAUCAAGAAAACAUCCAUCACUGUGAGAUAAGAUUCAAAUCACAUCACCCUUAUUAAGCUAUUAAAAUCCAGUUGUUUUUGCUUCUCUGGUUUCAAGUGUAGAAAUAACAAUAUUUUUCAUUUAAAAAGUUUUUUUUUUUCUUUACUUGAGAGUUGACUAACAGACAACACACCGUACUUAUGAGGAUCACCCAUAUUGGGACAGCCUGUCUAUGCUGUAACAUUUUUAGACCAUUUGUUUUCAUUUGAAGAUGAACACUGCAAUAGCUGACAAACAUAAGACCAAGAGAUGACUCCUGUGUUUGGAAUAAACGGUUCAAAAAUAUUGUGUUCGGAUU